GUCAAGAUCAUGAAAUACUUACUGCUUCUCGCCUUCGUGGGUGUGGCUGUUGCCCUCCCCAUCAGCGAUGGGGAUGAUGACAAGAUUGUGGGAGGCUACAGCUGUGCAAAGAACGCUGUACCCUACCAGGUGUCUCUGAAUUCUGGGUAUCACUUCUGCGGAGGUUCUCUCAUCAGCAGCCAAUGGGUGCUGUCAGCUGCUCACUGCUACAAGUCUUCCAUCCAAGUGAAGCUUGGUGAAUACAACCUGGCAUCCCAAGACGGCAGUGAGCAGACCAUUAGCUCAGCUAAAAUCAUCCGCCAUCCUGGCUACAAUUCCGACACGCUCAACAACGAUAUCAUGCUCAUCAAACUAUCCAGACCAGCCACACUCAACUCCUAUGUCAACACAGUUCCUCUGCCUAGCAGCUGUGUGACCACUGGAACAUCGUGCCUGAUCUCCGGAUGGGGCAACACACUCAGCAGUGGCAGUGAGUACUGGGUGGGAACGGAUAGCAUCCUGAGGACCCUGGAGAUAGUCUAA
This is a messenger RNA of Coturnix japonica (Japanese quail), 522 nucleotides long. Lineage: Eukaryota; Metazoa; Chordata; Aves; Galliformes; Phasianidae. The record is from RefSeq and is a predicted model, not a curated record.